Messenger RNA from Ceratosolen solmsi marchali, 1924 nucleotides. RefSeq lists its product as uncharacterized. Gene Ontology annotation, cellular component: plasma membrane. The coding region runs from base 412 to 1842 and encodes 476 amino acids. Gene Ontology annotation, molecular function: calcium ion binding. The transcript is spliced from 12 exons. NCBI's taxonomy places the organism in Eukaryota, Metazoa, Arthropoda, Insecta, Hymenoptera, Agaonidae. The record is from RefSeq and is a predicted model, not a curated record.
UAUGAGAAUCACACAUAAAAUUUAAAGUAACAAUUAUCUUCGUAAGUAAGGCUCACUUAAAUGACUCGUGAGUAAUUAAUGUACAUAAAUAUUUCAUAGAUAUAGACAUUCGUACAAUGUUACCAUCCUACGGGUUAUCCUCCUUUCGUAAUAAAUAGAGAAUUUAGAGUAAUAAUGUGUGAUCCUUAGUGCCCUCCUCCCUUAAAAUCCCUCCAUUAAACUUUAAUCUGCAAUGACAACUGAGACACAAAUCAAUGUGCUCACUCAUCUGAGCAGAGUUUUUCGUUCUCUGUUGCAGGCGAGAAGCGUCAGUGCAUCAAACAUGAACGAAGUGUAUCUUAACCAUGUUGAAGCGUGGGAUUGCUUUAUAUACCUGUAAAAGGAUUUGAUAUUUAAAAAGUAUCUGUUCCUAUGAGCACCUCUUGCUCUUUGCACUGUGAUGGAAAGGAUACUGGCAAGGCUAUCUCAAAAAGGAUGGCGUAUGAGGUGUUCCUGGGUGGAUCGUGUAAUCCCACCACCUGGAGGAUCGACAUCGCUAUUCCAACGCUCCAGAGCCUUGGUAUUACCUAUUAUAACCCUCAAGUAUCUCAUUGGAGCCCGGAACUCAUCGCCCAGGAAUACGAAGCCAAGGAGACGGCCCGCGUGUUACUCUUCGUCAUAGACGACAGAACACGCAACUGCGCGGGUAUCAUCGAGACAGCCGAGUUGGCCGGUACACGCCGAGAGUCCCUCAUCGUCGUCAUACAUCCUUACAGACAAGGCCAAUCGAUCCUCGGGGAGAUCGUAUCCAACCAAGAGUAUUAUGAGCUGACGAAUGGACUGUUGGUUCUGCAGUAUCUUAUGGAGAGGCAAAGGAUACCAAUUUUCGAGAGCAUAUCGGCCGCGCUCAAUUGUACGUCUAAGAUUCUUCGUAAUACGACGAAUGUUCAAGAUUUGCAUAGUGAAGAUGGAAUUAGGCCAUCUAGAAUCUCAUUCGGUCAACAAGGAACCGAUAUCACAAAGUUAAGAGAAGCGUUCAAAUCUCUGGAUAAUAAUGAUACAGGGACAAUAAGUUUUGCCGAGGCCUUAAUGAUACUUCAAAACAAUGGGAAAUGCAAUAUACCUGUUUCUGAUGUGCGCAAUGGUGUAAAUAGAUCUGAUGCGCAUGAAAAACCAAUGAUUGAGAAAUUGUCAAGCUACGGUGAUGCAAGGGAACAGCGAGUUAACUUUGAACAAUUCUGUGCUAUAGCCAACGAAUGGUCAUGGCGUUUAAAGAAUAACGGAGUAACCUGCGAAAGUGAGAUACUUUCGGUUUGGCGUAUAUUAUAUAGGAAGGCCUCAAAAUUUUUGCGCAGGGCUUUGAUACAUCCUUUUAAUCGUUUUCUAGAUUGGACCAAUUCUAUAAUAAUAGAUUCCGAAAAGAAGGAUCUGUAUAUAGCUGUAGUCGAUAAAGAUUUAAUUUGGUUAGAGUCGUCAGCAAUACCAUUGAUAGAGUCAUUGGGCCUAACACUUCAUCGUUCAAGUACAAAUGAGUUUAACGUUCGAGUAUUACCUCUAGAGUUGCAGCGCAUGAAGAAUUCACGAUUAAUAAUGGUGGUUAUACCUCACCAUACACGCGGUAUAGCAUUAAUGGCUCUGGCUGCUCAUUUGAUCGGAUUACGCGCUAAACUCGUCCUUUGUGUUCAAGCUCUACCUGAAGGAUUUUCGGUGUCUGGUGAGAAGUUGACGGAGCAAGCAACAAAAGACUACAAUAGGGGUAGAAUAUACUUGUCAGACAUGGCGACGCGCGAAGGUGUACCUGUUUAUGAAAAUAUCGAUGAUGCACUGCAGCAUGCGAUACAAAUAAUUCAAAGUCCUUGCUGAUUCGAUGACAUAUAUGUACUUUUUAAUUUUUAUCACGUGAUCUUCACACAACAUACAAAACCUAAAAGUAUAGACGUUGCGA